UAAGAAGAAAAAUUGGCGCCAUUAUCUCAUUAUUAAUGGGUUUCAUCAUCUUUCCCACUGGCUACCCUGCAACCCUAGUAAAUUUUGCUUCUUUCUCCCUCAUUACAACCCCAGAAUUGCUUUUCAUUUUGUGAGUGUUUUGUUUUUGAAAUUUGGAAUUUUGUUUCUUUCAUUUGGGCUUUACAAUUCAAGGGCUCCGAAACCCAGAAGCCAGAGCACACAAGAAAUGUUUUUUCUCUUGAUCUUCUUCCCGUUCUAAAUUCUUUUUUUUUUUUUUCUCUGUUUCUCCUUUUCAAAAUUCCCGGUCAUGGAAUGGGCAUCCACUAGUAUUGCUAACCGGGUGAAGGGGAGAAAGCUCUUUCAGCAAAAGGUUGGAGGGGAAAAGGCCACAUCUUCUAAGUUUUUGGAAUCUGAUACUGAAAGUGAAAAUGAGGAGGAAUAUGUGAAGAAGAUAAAGGGAUUUAGGAGAAGAAAGAGGCGUGAUAGUGGUCAAGACCCUGAAUGGAAGAAGAGUCGAAGAUCAAGCAGCGAGAAGAUAAUUGAUGAUGAUUCCGAAGUUGUGCUACUUGAUGAUAGUAGUGAUUCUUGCCGCAGUAAAUCCCAGAGUUCAGAUUCUGUUGAGUUCAUACUUGAAAUACCAGAUAGUGAUUCCUGGAUGAAUUUGAAAGGAAAGUCAAUGAGCAAACGGAAAAAUGCUGUUGUUAGUGAAGAAGGAAAAGAAUGUGAUGUGCAAGAACUUUGCCACAGCAACAGCGAACCUGAAAUUUUUCAGCAGUCAAGCUCAAGAAGCAAAAAUGAAAACUUACCAGCUUACCCUAAAGAUCAGGGUCAACGAGGCUUGGGCACCAAAAAGCUAGUAGAAGAGCAUACAUUUGAAGAAAAAAAUAUGUUUCAGGGUAAAAGCCCAGCAUAUGCCCAAUCAAGCCAAAAUGUAGUUGAGGAAAUGAGGAGCAAAAAUGCAAAGAAUGAAGGGAACUCCAACAAUGUGUCGAGAAGGAACUCCAAUGCUGGGAGGAAGCUCAAAGGAGUUGCUGUUCUGACAAAGAACAACUCUUCGAAUAGAAGGAAUGAUGAUUCAAAGUUUCGCGUCAGAGCGACUAAAAUAGGGUCUAAAACCAAAAAAGUACAGAAAGAUGUGUCUAUAGAUUAUUCUAGUACUUCAUGUUCUUCUGAUACAGAAUCUGAUGAUAGGGAUGAUGAAGAUUUUCGAGUAGAAGAGAGCUACUCUUCUGUUGGUGUGGAGUCGCCGAUCUCCUUAGCCGAUGAAGAAGAUGAAGAAUUUAGUUGGCUAAGAGAGGGAGAAAGCACAAAAGAGGAGGUAAAGAAGAAGCCAAGUUCCAAUAAAUCAAAGCCACUUCUAUCUGAAGAAGAAGACAACAAAGACAUGAGAAAUGAAGUACAUUUGAAGGAGAAUUUACUUGGGAAGAAAUGGAAAACAAAUUGCAGCAGAGAUGAUGGGAAAUGGGGAGGAGAUAAUGGCGAUAGCCAACAUGAGACUUUCUUUGAGGCAGCAAAUCAGGAAUCUUUGUUGUCUUCAGCAAAUCAGCAAAUCAGGCAUGGUGAAUUCAAAUGGAGACAAAAUCGAUCAGCUGCAUGAAGGAGUGAAAUUUGUUGAGCCAAAGCAAACUCAGCCACAGCAAAAUGACAGCUUCGAAGGCCUAAUUAAAUCCAUUAUAGGCAAUGAUGACCAGUAGUUAUCUUCUGUGGUCUUCCAAAAGGAAAAUUUCUUCAACUUCUUGACUUGUUUGUCAUCACAGCAAAUAGGAGAGGCUAAACCGCUGAAGUAUAUUUUGUGGUAGCAGCUCGGAAGACUUGGAAUGGUUAAAUGUAGUAGUAUUUAAAAAUACGUUUGUAAACGUUUCCAAAUAGCUUAAGUUUGGUUGGCUAUUUUUUUUUAUGGAUUAGGGGUAAGGGUCUUAUUUGGGACAGAGCAAAGUUGUAUGUGGAUAAAUGUUUGCUAAUUUCCUUUCACCACUGGGCAUUGAACCACAUUUCAAAAGCGAACAUCUCAUGUAUGAGGUUCUGGAGCUUAUAAUUCAAAGUUUCUUCGGAGCAUUUACCCAUUGCAUCAUUCCAGUGUCAUCAAUAACAGAGUCUGACGAAGCCUAGAAUUAUAACUCCGGUUGAACAGUGAAACUCCGAUUAGGGUUUCCUGCAAAAGAGGG
Oldenlandia corymbosa var. corymbosa is the source of this 2165-nucleotide messenger RNA. Lineage: Eukaryota; Viridiplantae; Streptophyta; Magnoliopsida; Gentianales; Rubiaceae. The record is from the annotation of a GenBank genome assembly.